AUGAGAAGAGAUGUGUUCCUUCGGAUAGUAGACGCUCUCUCAAACGUCUAUCCGUAUUUCCAACAGAGGGUUGAUGCGAUUGGAAGAAGAGGCUUGUCGCCACUCCAGAAAUGUACCGCUGCAAUACGGAUGUUAGCAUAUGGCGUAGCAGCUGAUGCUAUUGAUGAUUAUGUGCGCAUAGGCGAGAGUACUACAAUUGAAUGCUUGGAAAAAUUUGUUGAAGGUGUCAUUUCCGCGUUCCAGGAUGAAUACUUGCGAAAACCCAAUCCAAAUGACGUACAACGCCUGCUACAAAUGGCGAAGGGUCGUGGCUUCCCUGGCAUGUUGGGUAGCAUUGACUGA
This is a messenger RNA of Arachis stenosperma, 342 nucleotides long. RefSeq lists its product as uncharacterized. The record is from RefSeq and is a predicted model, not a curated record. The transcript has a single exon. Bases 1 to 342 code for a protein of 113 amino acids. Lineage: Eukaryota; Viridiplantae; Streptophyta; Magnoliopsida; Fabales; Fabaceae.